UCGAACGUCGUUAAUUGUUAGCUGCCAGGCGAAUCAACAUGAAGCACCAACAGGUGGUACCGGACUACGCGGCCAUGGUGCAAACUUCCGGCACCUGCCUGUGCUUGGUGUUUUGCGGAUGGGUUCUAUUCAAGCUGGUGCAGGCCGUCUUCUGGUUGCCGGGAUAUCUCGAGAAGAACCAAGGACGUUUGUAUCAAAAGUUGGAGCCUCCCAGUCCGACAGAAGAUGAUUCGCAACAGGAGAGGAAAGCGGAUGGUGAGGGCGUACAACGCAGCAAGCCUGGGGGUGAUCGAUCGAUGAAAGAAGAGUCAGAAAAUGCUGAUGGCACGAUCGAAGAAGAGCAGGAGGAUGACGAGAUAGAGGAGAAUAGCGACAGAGAAGCGAAUGAUAGUGAGGAUAGUGAAAGUGACAGUAAAAAGGAUAAAUAAGGGAUCCUAUCU
Anopheles aquasalis is the source of this 440-nucleotide messenger RNA. Its product is annotated as nucleophosmin. NCBI's taxonomy places the organism in Eukaryota, Metazoa, Arthropoda, Insecta, Diptera, Culicidae. The record is from RefSeq and is a predicted model, not a curated record.